Messenger RNA from Anolis sagrei ordinatus, 672 nucleotides. It is a transcript of the gene SKA2, whose product is annotated as spindle and kinetochore associated complex subunit 2. Gene Ontology annotation, cellular component: outer kinetochore; spindle microtubule. The record is from RefSeq and is a predicted model, not a curated record. Lineage: Eukaryota; Metazoa; Chordata; Lepidosauria; Squamata; Anolidae. Gene Ontology annotation, biological process: mitotic cell cycle; chromosome segregation; cell division. Gene Ontology annotation, molecular function: microtubule binding.
CGGCAUAAAAAGGGUGGGUCUGCGCCGGGGAGGGGAGAAGCGCCACCGCCUGAGGAAUUUCAACUAUUCAACAUGGAGGCGACGGUUUCGAAGCUAGAGACCCUGUUCCUGAAUGCAGAAUCUGAUCUCAAUUACAUCCAGGCCAAGUUGGAGUUUGAAGUGAGCAAAGGACUCCCGGAUGGACUUUCUCAAGAGGAAAACCCAUUGGUCCUUAUUCAGCAACUUUCGUUGGUGAAAUCUCGUUACAAAACCGUGUGUGAUCGGCUCCAAAAAAUUUCCAUCGAGAAGCAAGAGUCCAUGCGCUCGAUGCGCGCCACCCUUGCCAAGACAAUGAAGCUGGUUCAGGAAAUACAGCAUCACGCCAGCAUGGAGACCUCACCUCUUUCUGAAGAAGAGCAGCUUGCGGUGCAACACUUAAAGCUCCACACGCCUGAAGUUACCGAAGUUCCGGCAAAACAGGACUGUCCAAAUGAACACGAAGCCCACUGAUGCCGAUUGAUGUUAAAAAUGAGGACAUAACUUGUGGUUUAUUUGUUUUUGACUAUAUAUAGUUUUUGUUGACCAUUCUAUUUUUGUACAGAGCCUAAAGUGUUUGUAAAUAAGUUAUGUGUUGAUGCAGGGUAUCAUAAUGUGCUAUGGUGUCCAUAUUGUGAAUAAAUAUUUUGCAACUUA